UUGUAAAUUGAUAAGGGUUAUUGUACAUGUUAUGGGCCUUUAGUAAAAAUAUUAAUAUUAGUAUGGGCCUCAUGUAAAUUUAUAUGGGCUUGCCCAGUGAAAGAGAGGAUCACUCAUCGCUCGCUAAGGGGAGGAGUAGAUUGGAAAGGAGUGAGUGGAUGGCGCUUUCUCUCAGCCUGUCUCGACCACCGAGUCUUAGCCUAAGCCUUAGCACUAGCAGCGUCGUUCCUAGGAGUGGAGUGGCUUGGAUCAGAUGCGGCCCCCGAGACAACCGCGGACCUCUUCUCAAAGGUCGGAUCCUGAGCUCCGAAGCCAUCCAAUCGAUACAGUCACUAAAGCGAGCCCACCGCAACGGCUCCCUCUCCCUUAGCCUCCCUCCUCUCCGGCGUCUCCUAAAAUCUGACCUCCUCUCCGUCCUCCGUGAGCUUCUCCGCCAGGACCACUGCACACUCGCUGUCCACGUUCUCUCCACACUCCGUUCUGAGUACCCUCCCGUCGACCUCGUUCUCUACGCAGACGUCGUCAACGCUCUCUCGAGGAACAGGGAGUUGGAAGAGAUAGACCGUAUCAUCGGAGAAAUUGAGGGAAUUGAAGGCGGUUACCAAAGCGACAAGGCACUAGCCAAGCUGAUUAGGGCGGUCGUGGGAGCGGAGAGGAAGGAAUCGGCGGUGAGGAUAUACGCGAUGAUGAGAGAGAGCGGGUGGGGGUCUGGAUCGUGGGAGGCGGACGAGUACGUAGCGGAGGUUCUGAGCAAGGGACUCCGGAGGUUAGGGGAGCUUGACUUGGCAGCUCAGGUGGCCGCCACUCAGAUGUUGAAUUCUAAAGGUUUAGGAAAUGGAACAGAGAGUAAGAAUAUAGAGAGAAUAUAGAGAAUGCGAUGUGAUGUAUGGCUCUCUCUGCACAAUUCUCCUCCGUGAGAUACUUUGGUUUCGGAUUUAAGUUUUGAUUAGAAGAAUUAAAGUUGAUAGUCUUUGGGGUAACUAAUCCAUGGGGUAUUCGUAUCCUCUUCGAAUUCCUUAUUUCUUUGCGGA
This is a messenger RNA of Camelina sativa (false flax), 1031 nucleotides long. Its product is annotated as protein THYLAKOID ASSEMBLY 8, chloroplastic-like. Lineage: Eukaryota; Viridiplantae; Streptophyta; Magnoliopsida; Brassicales; Brassicaceae. Gene Ontology annotation, biological process: Group II intron splicing; chloroplast organization. The record is from RefSeq and is a predicted model, not a curated record. Gene Ontology annotation, molecular function: protein binding; RNA binding.